Molecule: messenger RNA, 1884 nt
Organism: Cricetulus griseus (Chinese hamster)
Lineage: Eukaryota; Metazoa; Chordata; Mammalia; Rodentia; Cricetidae
Source: RefSeq, a predicted model, not a curated record
AAAUCAUAGUCCGUUAAUGAGUUUUGGAGCCAGCUUUGUCAGCUUUUUGAAUGCCAUGAUGACAUUCGAGGAAGAGAAAAUGCAGUUGGCAUGUGAUGACCUAAAAACUACAGAAAAGCUGUGUGAAAGUGAAGAGGCUGGAGUCAUCGAAACAAUCAAGAAUAAAAUUAAGAAGAGUGUUGAUGCCCGAAAAUCUGCCCCCUCGAUGGUUGAUCGACUUCAGAGGCAAAUCAUUAUUGCUGACUGUCAGGUCUACCUGGCUGUACUUUCAUUUGUAAAACAAGAGCUGUCGGCCUACAUAAAAGGUGGGUGGAUCCUUAGGAAAGCCUGGAAGAUUUACAAUAAGUGCUAUGUGGACAUCAAUGCCCUUCAGGAACUGUAUCAGAAGAAGCUAACGGAAGAGCCCUUGUCUUCUGAUGCUGCAAAUGAUAAUCACAUAGUGGCUGAAGGGGUGACUGAGGAGUCCCUAAACAGACUGAAAGGUGCUGUUAGCUUUGGAUAUGGCCUUUUUCACCUUUGCAUAUCCAUGGUGCCCCCAAACCUGCUCAAAAUCAUCAACCUGCUGGGGUUUCCUGGAGACCGCCUACAGGGCCUUUCUUCACUGACGUAUGCAAGCGAAAGUAAGGACAUGAAGGCCCCUUUAGCUACGUUAGCUCUGCUGUGGUACCACACUGUGGUCCGCCCAUUUUUUGCGUUGGAUGGCAGUGAUAGUAAAGCAGGCCUGGAUGAAGCUAAGGAAAUUCUUCUCAAAAAGGAAGCUGCUUAUCCGAACUCAUCCCUCUUCAUGUUUUUCAAGGGACGGAUCCAGCGACUAGAGUGUCAAAUCAACAGUGCCUUGACUUCCUUCCACACUGCUUUGGAACUUGCCAUAGAUCAGAGGGAGAUCCAGCAUGUCUGUCUGUAUGAAAUCGGCUGGUGCAGCAUGAUAGAACUCAACUUUAAGGAUGCAUUUGACUCCUUUGAGAGGCUGAAAAAUGAGUCCAGAUGGUCGCAGUGCUAUUAUGCGUAUUUAACUGCAGUUUGUCAGGGAGCCACCGGUGACAUGGAUGGGGCACAACUUGUCUUUAAAGAAGUCCAGAAGUUGUUCAAGAGGAAAAACAACCAGAUUGAGCAGUUCUCAGUAAAAAAGGCUGAGAGAUUCCGGAAGCAAACCCCAACCAGAGCACUUUGUGUGCUGGCAUCCAUCGAAGUUCUGUACUUGUGGAAAGCCCUUCCCAACUGCUCUUUCCCCAACCUGCAGAGGAUGAGUCAAGCUUGCCAUGAAGUGGAUGAUCCAUCUGUCACUGGGUUGAAGCAUUUGCUCCUUGGUGCCAUACACAAAUGUCUAGGAAACUCAGAAGAUGCUGUUCAGUUCUUCCAGCGUGCUGCUAAAGAUGAGCUAUGUCGUCAGAAUAACUUGUAUGUCCAGCCGUAUGCAUGCUACGAACUUGGCUGUCUCCUACUAGGCAGGCCAGAGACUGUAGGAAGAGGCAGAACUCUACUCCUUCAGGCAAAGGAGGAUUUUUCUGGCUACGACUUUGAAAACAGAUUGCAUGUCCGCAUCCACGCUGCUCUGGCCUCCCUGAGGGAACUGGUCCCUCAAUGAGAAACUCUGAGUGACUACUCUGUCCCCUCCACCCAGGGUCAGUACUUUGAAAGCAGAGGCGAAAGACCCUGUGAAGACCAGCGUUUCUUCUGAGGACCACCUGUGCCAAGGAUGGGUUUCCUGGUGUCAUCGCUGACGUAUUAAAGAUCCCUCUUUUAAACAUGUAGCUCUGGGGUAAUAAAGAUGUCGAAAAUGAUAAAAAAAUAAUAACCUACCUGGGAGAGGGCUAAGUGACCUUGUUCAAACAUUUUAGUUUUGUGAUUUAUUAUUUUUAAAAUAAAAUCAGACUAAAUACUCAA